Messenger RNA from Podarcis muralis (Common wall lizard), 440 nucleotides. The record is from RefSeq and is a predicted model, not a curated record. Lineage: Eukaryota; Metazoa; Chordata; Lepidosauria; Squamata; Lacertidae.
AGGAGACCUGAAGGUUCAGGACAGAGGACGGUGAGCUGCCAUGGUGCACAAGAGCUUCUUGUUAUUCGCUAUUGUCCUCAUUCUAGGACUCAGCAGCCUGACUAAUGGAUUUACUCUCCAAAGACCCACACAACAAUGUGCAGUGCAGCCGAAAGCAAGAGUGAACUGUGGCUACCCCUACAUCAGUGCUCAGACAUGCCACAGCAGAGGGUGCUGUUUUGAUUCAAGUAUUCCUGGAGUCAUCUGGUGCUUCUUUCCUGGAAGUGAUUCAGAAUGCAUCUCUUAAAAUCAAAAUAAGCCACAAAUCUGCCUUUCUGCUCUGGUGAUCUUCUGGAAGAACAAUAAAGCGAAACUACAUGCAUCUGCAUGUGCUCUCCUGUGGAUGGAACGGAACUCUGCUGCCAGUGAUGCAUGUUUUUCAACACUCUACUGCACCCUAA